AUGUCUCUUUUGAACCCCUUCAGCUCCUCCUCCAAUGGCUCCGAUAUGUCCUCGUCACAAAUAAAGAGUGCCAUAGUACAGCAGCUUCAAAGCGAAAGUGCCAUGAACAAUGCGAAGAUGCUCAUGGAGAAACUCAACUCGAACUGCUUCGAGAAGUGCAUUCCUACACCCGGAUCGAGCCUGAGUUCGAACGAACAGACCUGCCUCAAGACCUGUAUGGAGAAGUACAUCGCUCUAUGGAACACUGUGAGCCAAACGUACGUUGCUCGGCUGAAGACAGAGGGCGCGAAGUUUCCUGUGAAUACAAACCUGUAG
Molecule: messenger RNA, 315 nt
Organism: Trichophyton rubrum CBS 118892
Lineage: Eukaryota; Fungi; Ascomycota; Eurotiomycetes; Onygenales; Arthrodermataceae
Exons: 2
Coding region: 1-315 (104 amino acids)
Source: RefSeq, a predicted model, not a curated record